Messenger RNA from Colletotrichum acutatum, 715 nucleotides. RefSeq lists its product as uncharacterized. The transcript has a single exon. The coding region runs from base 161 to 595 and encodes 144 amino acids. NCBI's taxonomy places the organism in Eukaryota, Fungi, Ascomycota, Sordariomycetes, Glomerellales, Glomerellaceae. The record is from RefSeq and is a predicted model, not a curated record.
UCGUCAGCAAUGCCCAACCGAUGAUCUAUGGAUGCCUGUCUGGGGAAUCCGUACGUCCCGUUUGUUGGCUUUGAAGGUAAAGUCACCCGCGAAGGAAAGUUGAUCAUCAGCUCAAACACACUGGUUUAUCCUUUGCCAAUAAGGAACUCGCGGAAAGGCAAUGCACCUCCAGUACAGCAUUCUGGCAUUCUCGUUGUCAAUCACAACCCUAGCCCGCGGACUGCCGGUCGCUUCUUCCGUCCGUCGCACCGACCGAGUCCAGGCCUGGCACACCAUCCGCCGAGAGGAGAGAGCUGAUAACCACUGCCAUCUGCCAAGCACUCUCCGUGACACCAGUCAUUUCUCAAUCUCACCACCUCAACACGACGUCGUCGGCAGCAUAUUUCACCACCGCCUUCCUCUACUUGUUCACCGCCAUACCGCCAUCAAUGCUGUACACCUCUUCCGGCGCAGCGAGUCCUGCAUGCGAUUUGUGAGAUGGCAACGGUACGGGUACAUGGGACGCUCAUCUCCCAACCCGGACGCCAAGUAUCCCUCCGGGCCUCCAGUACGAAUACCCCAGCCGCGCGGAACAUUGUCCAGAUCUGCCAGAUAGGCAACGCAAGACUGAUGGCAAAUGCAGCAAUCCGACUCAACCCGCUGUCUGCCAAGACCACACCCAUUUGCUUCUGAUUCAUUCGCCCAUGCGGCCCACGUGAAGGACUUGGUAGGUUCU